Molecule: messenger RNA, 3769 nt
Organism: Ficedula albicollis (Collared flycatcher)
Lineage: Eukaryota; Metazoa; Chordata; Aves; Passeriformes; Muscicapidae
Gene: FCSK
Product: fucokinase
Exons: 23
Coding region: 22-3279 (1085 amino acids)
Biological process (GO): GDP-L-fucose salvage
Molecular function (GO): fucokinase activity; ATP binding
Source: RefSeq, a predicted model, not a curated record
CGGGGGACGGAGGAGGUUGGUAUGGCUGCGGAGUGGAGCGCGCUUCUCCUCACCUGCCGGCGGGGCCAUGGCGGCGUGUCCGCCCUGCAGCGAGAGCUGGAGGUGCGGCGACUGCGGGGCGGGCUGGGCCCGCGCCCACCCGCGCUGCUCCUGGCCGUGGAGGAUCCCUGGGCCCACCUGGGCAGCGGCGGCGCCACCCUCAACGCUCUGCUGGUGGCGGCCGAGCACCUCAGCGCCCGGGCCGGAUGCACGGUGGUGACCGCUGACGUGCUGAGGGACGCCCGCAUCCUCAUCCUGCACAUGGGCCGCGACUUCUCCUUCGACGACUGUGGCCGUGCCUUCACCUGCCUGCCCGCGGAGGAGCCCGGCGCGGCAGCCGAAGCGCUGGUCUGCAACCUGGACAGCCUGCUGGGGACCAUGACACACCGGCUCUGUGUGGGCUCCCCACCUGGCGUCUGGGUCUGCAGCACCGACAUGCUCCUCACCGUGCCCUCAACACCAGGGAUCAACUGGGAUGGCUUCCAGGGCGUCCGAGUGAUUGCAGUGCCUGGGAGCCCAGCAUAUGCCAGGAGCCAUGGGGUCUACUUCACCAAUGAGCAGGGGCUGGUACAUGACAUUAUCUACAAAGGCACGGAGGCCCAGAUCCAGCAGUGUGCAGGGUCAGAUGGCACUGUCCCACUGGUGUGUGGGAUUGUUUUCUUCUCCUCGGAUGCUGCUGAGCAGCUUCUGGCCACCCACGUCAUCCCUCCUCUGGACGCCUGCACCUACAUGGGGCUGGACUCAGGAGCACCACCCAUCCAGCUCUCCCUCUUCUUCGACAUUGUGCUGUGCAUGGCAGGGGGGAUGACAGAGGAAGAUUUUGUGAAGGGUGGUGGUGAUGCCAGUGUGAGGAGCGCACGCUCUGUGCUGUGGACAGCUCUCCGUGGCUUCCCUCUCAGCAUGGCCUGCAUUCCCAACGCAUCCUAUGACUACAUGAGUGCCUCUGCGAGUGACCAUAUCCGCAGCCUGACUCUCCUGCCUGGCUCUGCCAGCCACCUCCGCUUCUGCAAGACAGCCCAUUCCCACGUGGAUCAGCCCUGUCUCCUGGAGGACGGCUCUUCUGUCACCAACUGCCUGCUGGAAGGAGCUGUGCAGCUGGCAGCUGGCAGUGUCAUCCAGCACUGUCACCUCCAGGGUCCCCUGGUGAUCGGUCCUGGCUGCCUCCUCUCAGGCCUCAGCGUGGACUCCUCCCCAGCCCUGCGGGGCUGUCCCCUGCGUGACAUUGUCCUGCAGGGCCACCACGUCCGGCUGCGUCACCUGCCCUGCCGCGUGUUCACUCUCACCGGCCGCCUCGACGACUGGCAGAGCCCUGUGGAAAAAGCCACCUACCUGAACAUGCCCUGGGCUGAGUUUUUCCAACGGACGGGCGUACGGGAAGGGGACCUCUGGGAUGCCGAGACGCCGCGGGGGAGCCGCUGCCUGCUCAGCGCCCGGCUCUUCCCAGUGCUGCAUGCCCGCGAGGCGCUGGGGUUGGAGGAUGUGCUGUGGCUGCUCGGCCUGGCCACUGUGGCCAGAGAGCAACUGGCACGCUGGCGGACGGCCUGGCGCAUGUCCUGGCAGGAGCUGCUGCCCUGCCUGGACACAGAAGCCGAGCUGGACGCCCGCCAGGCCCUGUUCUUCCUGCAGGGCCAGCGCAAGGUGCGGCGCGUGCUGCUGGGGCGCCAGGACAGCAGCCUCCUGCCGCUUGCCCGCAGCGCCGUCCACGAGGGCUACCACAAGGCCUUGCUGGGCACACUGGAUGAGGUUGCCUCCUCAGCCAGUGAUGCUGGUAUUGCAGCACGGGCACUUGCCUGUAUUGCUGAGGUCCUGGGCUGCAUGGCACAAGGGGAAGGGGGCUUGCGGAGUGGUCCUGCUGCCAACAGGGAGUGGGCCUCAGCUUUCGGGCGCCUGGAGAGCGGGGACAUCGCUGGUGGUGUCCAGGAGUUGGCUGCUGAGCGGCAGAAGUGGAUGAGCCGGCCGGCUUUGCUGGUGAGAGCAGCUCGGCAUUAUGAGGGGGCCGAGCAGAUCCUCGUCCGGCAGGCAGUGAUGUCCUCGUGCCAGUUCAUCACCGUGGAACAGGUGGAGCUGCCACCCUUGGGGCACUGGGUGCAGGUGGUGUGUCCAGCCCGCCUGGACCUCUCUGGGGGCUGGAGCGACACCCCCCCCAUCACCUACGAGCACGGGGGGGCCGUGGUGGACGUGGCAGUGCUGGUGGAUGGGUGCCGACCCAUUGGUGCCCGGGUGCGGCGCAUUGCCCAGCCCGAGCUGCGCCUCGUCAGCCUCAGCGGGACACCACCAAGCGAGGUGCUGGCAGAGCUGGUGUGCCAGGAGCUGGAGCACUUACAGGAUUACUGCCAGCCACAUGCACCAGGAGCCCUGCUCAAAGCUGCCUUUAUCUGCACCCAGGUUGUGCAGUUCCCCUCACAGACACCCUUGCAGGCCCAGCUGAUGGAGAAUUUUGGGGGUGGCUUUGAGGUGCACACCUGGUCCAAGCUGCCCCACGGGUCUGGCCUUGGCACCAGCAGCAUCCUGGCAGGAGCAGUGAUGGCAUCCCUGUACCGGGCAGCAGGGAAGGCUGCCAGCACUGAGUCCCUUAUCCAUGCUGUGCUGCACCUGGAGCAGAGGCUCACAACAGGGGGUGGUUGGCAGGACCAGGUUGGUGGGCUCGUUCCUGGCAUCAAAAUUGGGAGGUCAAAGGCCCAGCUGCCACUCAGAGUGGAAGUGGAGCAGAUCCCGGUCCCUGAUGGUUUUACCCAGACCCUGAACGAUCACCUGCUGCUGGUGUACACGGGAAAGACUCGCCUGGCCCGCAACCUGCUCCAGGACGUGGUGAGGAACUGGUAUGCCAGACUGCCCUCCAUCAUGCAAAAUGCUGAUGCUCUGGUGAGCAAUGCUGAGGAGUGUGCCCAGGCCUUGAGGCAAGGUGACCUACUGCUCCUUGGCAAGUGCCUGGACUGCUACUGGCAGCAGAAGAAGUGCAUGGCCCCGGGCUGCGAGCCGCUGGCUGUUUGGCGCAUGAUGGGCGCUCUGCGGCCCUACGUCUACGGGCAGUGCUUGGCUGGGGCUGGCGGUGGCGGCUUCCUUUACAUCUUAACCAAAGCCCCUCGGCAGAAAGAGGCUUUGCACCAGAUCCUGGCAAACACUGAGGGACUGGGCAACUUCAGCAUCCACAGCAUCGAAGUGGACACAGGUGGUUUCUCUGUGGAGGUCGUGGGAUGUGAUAUGGACAGUGCUCACCCUGGAGGGGACAGGGCUGUGUGAAGAACUUCAGCCCCGGCCCAUUCCUGGCAGAUAUCCAGAACAGGUGCAGAGAAAUCCCCACUGCUUUAGGAGCAGAUUUUUCAGCCAGCUCCAGCAGGUGCCUUAGGUCUCCAUAUGGCCUUUUUGUGCUGCUACUUGCCCCAAAAGCCAGAGCCUGGAGAAGCUGUGACAAGUUGUGCAGGCAGGCAAAACUACCCCUGCUGGGUGGCCUUGCUGGAGGGACAGUGCUAGAGCCUCCAGCCUGAUUUUGGUGUUUCACUCGUUUUUACAGUUCUCCCAAGGGAACAAGCUAGCAUUUGUUAUGCUGCAUCUAGCAGGAACCUUCCUUAGGGACCCAAGCUGCCUGUUCAGCAUACAAUGCUCCUGCACCAGCGAUACAGCUGAAUGUGGAAUCAAGACCCUCUCCUGUCCCUGAGGCACUGUUUCAGCAGUGAAAUAGUGGAUAGUGCAAUCAAGUUUCUAGUCCAUGCAGUCUGAAUAAAAAAGCUUG